Aplysia californica (California sea hare) is the source of this 1269-nucleotide messenger RNA. RefSeq names its product gamma-aminobutyric acid type B receptor subunit 1-like. The record is from RefSeq and is a predicted model, not a curated record. Gene Ontology annotation, cellular component: membrane; G protein-coupled receptor heterodimeric complex. Gene Ontology annotation, molecular function: G protein-coupled GABA receptor activity. Gene Ontology annotation, biological process: gamma-aminobutyric acid signaling pathway; G protein-coupled receptor signaling pathway. Lineage: Eukaryota; Metazoa; Mollusca; Gastropoda; Aplysiida; Aplysiidae. The coding region runs from base 1 to 1269 and encodes 422 amino acids. The transcript has 8 exons.
AUGAGGAUGGUUAGGUCGACGACAGUGGCGCCACCCCCUGUUGUUCUCAACAUCAUCGGCCUGUUCGCCAUGAGCGGUCCGUACCCGGCCGGUCUGUCGUAUCUGCUGGCGGCUCUACUGGCCGUCCAACACGUCAACAUUGACCCCAGCAUUCUGCCCAACCACAAGCUACAGAUAAACGCCUACAACACCAAUUGCUCACAAGCCCAAGGUCUGGACGCCUUUUACAAGGAAGUGUACAACCCAAACAGGACCUCAAUUUUGGCGCUGGGAGGGACCUGUUCUCACGUGACUGAGGCCACGGCAGCUGUUGCAAACCUCCGGAAUAUGUUGCAGUUAUCGUAUUCGGCAGUGUCACCCCACCUGUCCAACCAGGAUUUGUUCCCGUCAUUUUUCCGCGUGAUGACGCCGGAGCAGAACUUGACUCACGCACGAGUGGAGCUGUUCCGGGCGUUCAACUGGACGAGAGUGUUUGUCAUUUACCAGGACUACAAACUCUUCUCUACGCUGUUCGAGUCCAUCCAGCGUGACCUUCAGAACGAGAGUAUAGAGGUCAAGGACGAGAUGCUCAUCAGUACUUCCGUCCUCAAACUUAAGGUGGACACUCUCAAAGUGUACGACUCCGAGGACGGAGACUCCGACCAGGCCUGGUACAAGAAGGUCGUCUGGCUGCUCCCGUCCUUCUUCGACCACCACUGGAUGAACUUCACCGGCGACGCCAAAUGCACCCCCCACAAGAUACGCCAGGCUUCUAACAAAAUUGCUGCAAUCACCAUUAACAGAGCGGUGAAAAACGACAUACCUGAGGAAUUCCAACACAUGUACGGACGCGGCAGCAAAUACUACGACCCGAACUCCCUGUACGCUGAGCACCGGUCCCCAGAAGCUUACGACGCCGUCUGGGCCAUCGCCUACGCCCUCAACAAUACCCUGACUUCCCUCAGGAAAAAUGACCCGUCCAUGGGGCUGGGCAACAUUUCCUUCCACAACAACACAUUUUUCCAGUUGCUCAAGUCGCACAUGCAGAACGUGACGUUCGAUGCCCUGUCUGGACCAUUCUCCUUCAACGCCCGCGGGGAGCGGACGCCAGGCAUCCUCAUCUCAAGGUUUCUCAACGGGAAAGUGCCCGUGGACGGCGUGCACACAGAGCGACGCUUGGUGCGCAUUGACUGCCGGAUCAAGGUGUGCUUCUGGGUAAUAGCUUGUGCCGGGGUCCUUGUCACGGUGGCUCUGCUGAUCUUCAACAUCACGCGGAGGAAGCACAAGUAA